Molecule: messenger RNA, 1731 nt
Organism: Eucalyptus grandis
Lineage: Eukaryota; Viridiplantae; Streptophyta; Magnoliopsida; Myrtales; Myrtaceae
Product: flavonol 3-O-glucosyltransferase UGT89B1-like
Exons: 3
Coding region: 1-1611 (536 amino acids)
Molecular function (GO): UDP-glycosyltransferase activity
Source: RefSeq, a predicted model, not a curated record
AUGGGGGAAUUGGCGAUGAUUCAGAGCUCCGGCGACAACUUCCCGACCCGAGGUCUUUCCCCCGCCCCGGAAACAAAGGGGACGAAACGAGUGGCGAUCCUGAGGCACUACGCUGUCAAUGGAUUCCUGACGCACUGCGGCUGGAACUUGAUCCUCAAGGCGAUCGGAGUGGGAAUGCUUGGACCGGCCAGACCUGAUCGAAGCUCCAGCCAUGUCCGUCCACAUCCUCAUGUACCCUUACCCCACCGCCGGUCACAUCAUCCCCUCCUCGACCUCGCCCACAAGCUCCUCCACCUCCCCCGCCCCGGCGCCGCCGUCACCGUCACCGUCGUCGUCACCCCCGAGAACCUCCACCUGCUCGACCCCUUCCUCGCCUCCUCCUCCUCGCUCCAGCCUCUCGUCUUGCCUUCCCCGGAGCCCCCCGCGGCUGGGGCGCCCCGCGCCCUCCGCGCCCUCCGCGAGCUCCACCUCCCCCUCCUCUCCCAGUGGUUCGAGUCCCACCCCUCCCCGCCCUGCGCCGUCGUCUCCGACUUCUUCCUCGGGUGGACCCACCGCUUCGCCCGCGACCGCGGCGUGCCGCGCGUCGUCUUCUCGCCGACCGGCGCGUUCGGGCUCUCCGUCAUCUUCGCCCUGUGGCGGGACCUCCUCCGACCCGACGAGGAGUCGACGGUCUUGUUAGCAAAGCUGCCGGACCGCCCCCGCUUCCCCUGGUCGCACCUGCCCCCGGUAUACAGGAUCUACGAGGCUGGAGAUCCGGAGAUGGAGCGCUACCGGGAGGACGCGAUCGGCAACCUCGAGAGCUGGGGAAUCGUGGUCAAUUCGUUCGACGGGUUGGAGCGUGCGUACCUGGAUCACCUCAGGAAAGAGCUCGGCCACGACCGGGUUUGGGCAGUGGGCCCGAUCCUCCCGGCCGAGGGCGACGGCUCGGCCGGGCCAGUCAACAGGGGCGGGCCCAGCUCGGUGUCGGCCAGCGAGGUGCUGACGUGGCUGGACGCCUGCCCGGGCGGGUCCGUCGUCUACGUGUGCUUCGGGAGCCGCGCCGUGCUGAAUCAACGGCAAAUGGAUGAGCUUGCAGCCGGGCUGGAGCGGAGCGGGGUCAGAUUCAUCCUGUGCGCGAGGCAGUCGAGCAGGGGAGGGCACGUGGCGGCAGGCGAUAUCGGGGCGGUCCCGGAGGACUUCGAAGCACGGGUGGCCGGGAGGGGCCUCGUGAUUAGGGGCUGGGCCCCGCAGGUGACGAUACUGAGGCACCGGGCCGUGGGUGCAUUCUUGACUCACUGCGGGUGGAACUCGACUCUGGAGGGGCUCAGCGCCGGGGCGGUGAUGCUUACGUGGCCGAUGGGCGCAGAGCAAUUCGUGAAUGCCAAGCUGCUGGUGGACAAGCUGGGCGUGGGGAUUCGUGUCGGCGAGGGGUCGGAGAAAAUACCAGAGGCGGAGGAGUUGGCCCGGGUUUUGGCCGAGUCACUGAGGGGCGAUCUGCCCCAAAGGGUCCGAGCCAAGGAGAUAAGUGGCGCCGCUCAGGAUGCAAUCAAUGGAGGGAGCUCAGAUAAAGAUUUGUGCGACUUCAUGACGUGCAUGGAUGAGCAAAGGAGGAGCAAAAUCCAAACUUUUUAGCAGGUCACCGCAAAUGGUGUUGAAAGAACGAAACAGUAACUGUAUUAUGCAUGAAUUCUUAGGACCCGCAAGUGACUCGGGCGUCCGUGAAAUAUGAUGUUUGGUACAAAUUAUUCAAGA